AUGCUGGCCAAGAGCCUGGCUGCCUCCCUGAGCUGCCAGUUCAAACGCAUCCAGUUCACCCCCGACCUGCUGCCCAGCGACAUCACCGGUGUCUCCAUCUACAACCAGAGCAACAGGGAGUUUGAGUUCCGCCCCGGCCCGGUGAUGGCCCAGUCGGCCCUGCUGGAGGCAAUGGAAGAAUUGCAGAUUUCGGUGGACGGCGCCACUCAUCGCCUGGAGCCGCCGUUCAUCGUGCUGGCAACCCAGAACCCCAUCGAGUACGAGGGAACGUUCCCGCUGCCCGAGGCGCAACUGGACCGGUUCCUGAUCCGCAUCAGCCUGGGAUAUCCAGACUUUGCCGAGGAACUGGCGAUCAUCGAGCGCCAGGAGCAGUCCCACCCCAUCGACGCCCUGCAGUCCGUGGCCACGCCUGAGGACGUGGUGCGGCUCCAAACGGCGGCCCGGGAUAUCUACGUGGACGGCACAGUGCGAGAGUACAUCGUGGGGCUGGCUGAGGCCACUCGCAACCACGAAGAUGUGGCCCUCGGCGCCUCGCCCCGGGCAUCGCUGGGCAUGUUCCGGAUGGCCCGCGCCUACGCCCUGGUGCAGAACCGCGACUACGUCAUUCCCGACGACGUGCAGUCGCUGGCCUUCGGUGUCAUCGGGCACCGGAUAAUCCUCUCCCCGGCCGCACGAAUGCGCCGUAUGCAGCCCCGCGAGGUCAUCGACCGGCUGCUUGAUUCCGUCCCCAUCCCGGGCGCCGUGCGUUAG
Molecule: messenger RNA, 750 nt
Organism: Geodia barretti
Lineage: Eukaryota; Metazoa; Porifera; Demospongiae; Tetractinellida; Geodiidae
Source: the annotation of a GenBank genome assembly